Messenger RNA from Danio rerio (zebrafish), 2459 nucleotides. RefSeq names its product protein phosphatase 3, catalytic subunit, gamma isozyme, a (gene ppp3cca). The record is from RefSeq and is marked validated. Lineage: Eukaryota; Metazoa; Chordata; Actinopteri; Cypriniformes; Danionidae. Gene Ontology annotation, biological process: calcineurin-mediated signaling. Gene Ontology annotation, molecular function: hydrolase activity; protein serine/threonine phosphatase activity; calcium-dependent protein serine/threonine phosphatase activity.
AGAUUAGCGUUUAAUCUGAGGAGCUGGGAACGAGAGUGUGAUUGGAAGUUACUGCUAGCCAUAUGGUUAGCUCGAGUGGGCGGGUAGAUCGCGCAAUCGCUGUUGUCAGACGACAGGACAUAUGUUUAUUAAGACAAUUCGGCGCGGUUCGGCACGUUAUUAUUAUUAUGCCGAACUGACUCACGAAUCUGUGGCUAAACUGGCGAGUUGACGUUCUGACUCCGAAAAGUGGAAAAUCGGAUUAACGUUCAAGAUUGCGCACCAAACCCUAAUCAUCUUGUGUCGGUGGCUCCCGUUGCUUCGAGCCCAAGCUAUCUCAUCGAGGACGGUUUGCAGCUUAUAGACAGUUUAAUGUCAGCAGGGAAACACCGGGCUCGAUUCUACUAGUUUGUCCGCGCACGACGGUGAUAGUGUUUCUGUCAGCCAGCGAAGGGGGAAAGCGAUCGAGUCGGUGUCUGCUGGCGAUGUUAUUAUGCUGCCCUGUGACCCGUGUGGCCAACUGUUGUUCAGUGUUGACUAAAUUAGCCGUGUUAGCGUGUUAAACUGGUUCGUCGGUGUGAAUUUUGAGCAGUUUUUCGGACUCUUCUGAGUCGCUGGCCACUUCGCGAUCUCUCUCCUCGCUCUGACUGGCAGCAGCAAACACGGAGGAUAUCUUUACUCGUUUGCUGGCUAAUAAAUCCUGACUGAACUCUGAGAAGAUGUCGACGAAAGAGCCGAAAGAAAAGCUGUCGACCACCGAGCGAAUCAUUAAAACAGUGCCACUGCCUCCUCACCAGCGAUUGACAAUAAAAGACCUAUAUGUGGACGGCAAGCCCAAUACUGAGCUGCUGAAGAACCAUUUGAUCAAAGAGGGACGUGUGGAGGAGGAUGCUGCGCUGCGCAUCAUAAACGACGGUGCCAACAUCCUACGCCAGGAGAAGUGCAUGUUAGAGGUGGAGGCACCAAUUACUGUGUGUGGUGACGUUCAUGGGCAGUUUUUUGACCUCAUGAAGCUCUUCGAAGUUGGUGGUUCUCCUGACAACACGCGCUAUCUCUUUCUGGGCGAUUAUGUAGACAGGGGAUACUUCAGUAUUGAGUGUGUGCUGUUCCUGUGGACACUGAAAAUCAACCACCCCAACACCCUCUUCCUCCUCAGAGGGAACCAUGAGUGUCGGCACCUCACAGAAUACUUCACCUUUAAACAGGAAUGUAAAAUAAAGUAUUCAGAGAGGGUUUAUGAUGCAUGUAUGGAGGCCUUUGACUGCUUGCCUCUUGCAGCUCUUCUAAAUCAGCAGUUCCUCUGUGUUCAUGGUGGCCUCUCGCCAGAAAUUAACUGCUUAGACGACAUUAGGAAAUUAGACAGGUUUAAGGAGCCCCCGGCAUUCGGGCCUAUGUGUGAUUUGAUCUGGGCUGACCCAGGAGAGGACUACGGCAGUGAGAAGACGGCAGAGCACUUUAACCACAACUCCGUCAGAGGCUGCUCCUAUUUCUUCAGUUAUGCGGCAGUCUGUGACUUUUUGACAAACAAUAACCUUUUGUCAGUAAUUAGAGCGCAUGAAGCACAAGAUGCAGGGUACAGGAUGUACAGAAAAAGUCAGACAACAGGCUUCCCUUCAUUAAUUACUAUUUUCUCAGCACCAAAUUACCUAGAUGUCUAUAACAACAAAGCGGCUGUGUUAAAAUAUGAAAACAACGUCAUGAACAUUAGACAGUUUAACUGCUCUCCUCACCCGUACUGGUUGCCCAACUUCAUGGAUGUGUUUACAUGGUCAUUACCGUUUGUGGGCGAGAAAGUGACUGAGAUGUUGGUGAAUGUCCUGAAUAUCUGUUCUGAUGAUGAACUCAUGUCAGAGGGAGAUGACUUGUGCGAAGGUGGAGCUCCUGCUGUUCGUAAGGAGGUGAUCAGAAAUAAGAUCCGUGCCAUUGGGAAGAUGGCUAGAGUCUUUUCUGUGCUCAGGGAAGAAAGUGAGAGUGUACUGACCCUCAAAGGGCUCACCCCAACCGGAACGCUACCUCUAGGAGUGCUGUCUGGAGGCAAGCAGACCCUACAGAAUGCCAUCCAAGGCUUCUCUCCAACACGGAAAAUCCGCAACUUCGAAGAAGCUCGUGGCCUGGACCGAAUAAACGAACGAAUGCCGCCUCGGAAGGACGGCCAGAAACCUGACGGUACCACAGUUAACGCUGCCAACGAGAAGAACGGCACUGACGGGAAUGUGUAAGGGGAGAUUUUGCACUUUUCCUCUCCUCCAUAGGAUUUUCUCUUUUUCUGCCACGUUCUCCAUGAGACAGACCCUUCAACUGCCGGAUCCUGCAGAGGAGAUGUGGCCUGGGAUGUGGAGAGGAAUCAUUCCACAAUCAGAGAGAGAGAGAGAGAAAACACUUAUAACUAAGUACAAACAUGAGAUUUUAUUUAUUAAACGAAGCGUAUUAGAUGUACUUGAGAUAGCAACAUUUUAAAAACGAGUGAACAUUGGAAGUGC